CACACAGAGACAAGGGUGCUGCUGCUGUUGCUGCUGCUUGACUUCUACCCUUCUCACACAUCCACAGUCAUCUAUAGACAGGCUUUCAUAGACCACAAGCUCCCAUCCAGCAGCAUCACAUCUCAUCCGUCACCAUGGCAACGCAGGAGAAUCUCAAAACCUACACCAAGGAAGAGGUGGCCAAGCACAAUACCAAAGGUGAUCUCUGGAUCAUCGUCAAUAGCUAUGUCUAUGACUUGUCAAAAUUCGCCAAUCUUCAUCCGGGAGGUGCGGGUGUUCUCCUCGAUCAGGAAGUAGCGGGUCAAGAUGCGACGACCGUAUUUUUUGGAUUACACAGAAGCGAAGUCCUCAUGAAACCUCAGUAUGAUAGGUUAAAGAUCGGUCAAGUGCAAGGCGAGAAGCCGCAGAUCAAGAUGCCUCUGCCGGGUGAUCUCUCCACGGUACCUUAUGGAGAGCCAACUUGGCUCACCCCAGAGUUUAAAAGUCCAUACUACAAGCAGUCUCACAGGGAUCUCCAGAAGGCUGUCCGCAAGUUUGUCGACGAAGUGCUGUAUCCCGAUGCACAGCUCUGCGAAGAGAAUGGCAAGCGAGCAAGCAAGGAGGUUCUAAAAGCCAUGGCCGAAAACGGAUUCAAUCGUAUGCGACUCGGACCUGGAAAACACCUUCACGGCCAAAACUUGAUGGGAGGGGUCGUAAAGGGAGAAGAGUUUGAUUAUUUCCACGAGAUGGUCCUUACGCAAGAGCUCGUACGUAUUGCCGCGAGAGGUUAUGCAGAUGGUCUCAAUGCUGGAAUGGUGAUCGGUCUCCCUCCGGUUCUCAACUUUGGUCAAGAGCCACUGAGAUCAAAAGUCCUCGAUGAAGUUUUCAGGGGCGAGAAGGUAAUCAGCUUGGCUAUCUCCGAGGCGUUCGCCGGAUCAGACGUCUCUGGCCUUAAGACUGAGGCUGUCCGCAGUGAAGAUGGCAAGAGUUGGACCAUCAAUGGUACUAAGAAGUGGAUCUCGGGAGGCAUGCACAGUGACUACUUUACCGUCGGGGCUCGCACAGAUGGAGGAUUGACAGUCUUCCUCGUGCCUCGAUCCGAAGGCGUUGAGACGAAGCAGAUCAAGACGUCUUACUCUACUGCCGCCGGAACAGCCUACAUCACCUUUGACAAUUGCGUUGUACCUGAUGAAAAUCGAUUGGGAGAAGUCGAUGCAGGCCUGUUGGUCAUCCUCAGUAACUUCAACCAUGAACGGUUCAUCAUGGUCUGCGCCAGUGUCCGGAGUAGUCGCGCCAUCGUCGAGGAGAGUAUGAAAUGGGCAUCCCAGCGAAUCGUCUUUGGCAAGCCUCUCAUGUCUCAAGCGGUCAUUCGUAGCAAAUUUGCAAGUAUGAUCGCCAAGGUCGAGGCUAUGCAAGCAUGGCUCGAGAAUGUGACUUAUCAAAUGUGCCACAUGACCUACAAAGAACAGUCUCGAAACCUCGCUGGUCAAAUCGCCUUCCUCAAGGUUUAUGCCACCCGAGCUGCAUCUGAGAUAUCUGACGACGCUGUGCAAAUUUGGGGAGGUCGAGCGCUGACCAAGACUGGAAUGGGCAAAAGAAUCAAGCUCUUCCAAAGGAGCAAUAAGUUUGAUGCGGUCCUUGGAGGUGCUGAAGAUGUCCUCGCGGAUCUUGGAGUUCGACAAGCAAUGCGGAAGAUGCCUGCCGACGUCAGACUCUGAGAAUGUCCAGCCGUUUUAGAUCGACUACAAACUUCUCAUCUUCGCUGUAGCACUGUUGUUCUUUGCUCUGCUCCCUGCUUUGCAUGUCUCACUUUGCUGUAUAGCCAGAGGCUUCCACUUCAAAGCCGUGCAAAC
Molecule: messenger RNA, 1832 nt
Organism: Kockovaella imperatae
Lineage: Eukaryota; Fungi; Basidiomycota; Tremellomycetes; Tremellales; Cuniculitremaceae
Product: acyl-CoA dehydrogenase/oxidase
Exons: 16
Coding region: 135-1697 (520 amino acids)
Molecular function (GO): acyl-CoA dehydrogenase activity; flavin adenine dinucleotide binding
Source: RefSeq, a predicted model, not a curated record